This is a messenger RNA of Trichogramma pretiosum, 1974 nucleotides long. RefSeq names its product probable asparagine--tRNA ligase, mitochondrial (gene AsnRS-m). Gene Ontology annotation, cellular component: mitochondrion. NCBI's taxonomy places the organism in Eukaryota, Metazoa, Arthropoda, Insecta, Hymenoptera, Trichogrammatidae. The record is from RefSeq and is a predicted model, not a curated record. Gene Ontology annotation, biological process: asparaginyl-tRNA aminoacylation. Gene Ontology annotation, molecular function: asparagine-tRNA ligase activity; nucleic acid binding; ATP binding. The transcript is spliced from 4 exons. The coding region runs from base 114 to 1523 and encodes 469 amino acids.
GUAUCAAUUCGUCUGCAACUUUAGUACAGCUGAUCUGUUGAUCUUCUGUCCUACUUUAGAGUAAACUAAAGUGCUGUAGUUUGUAAUUUAUUUCAUAUUAUACAAGCAUAAACAUGAAUUUUAAACGAUUUACUCAUUUAAAACUCCCACCAGAGCAAUAUUUGCGAAAGAAUAUUCAUAAAUACGCUACUGUUUGCGAAACGAAUGAUACAAAAAAUGUUGGUAAACGACUCGAGGUUCAGGGAUGGGUCAGAGCUCUGCGAAAGAUGAAAAACAAUAUCUUUUUAGAUGUCAAUGAUGGAACAUCUAGUCAACAUCUACAAGUGGUUUUGAAUAAAAAUCAAAAACCAGAAAAUUUAAAUUAUGGUUGUAGUAUUGUAAUUGAAGGCCAAGUAGCACAAGCGCCCAAUGGUAGAGCAGAGCUACAGGCUGAAAAUAUUCAAGUCAUAGGCAAUUGUGACCUUAACGAAUAUCCUUUUCUGCCAAGGAAACAAUAUGAAAGUGAAUAUGUUAGACAAUUUUUGCAUUUAAGACCAAGAACAAGAACAUUUUCUAGUAUUAUGAGAUUGAGAAGUUUGGCAUCCGAUGCAAUAAGAGACCAUUUCUCAAAGCACAAUUUUAUUAAUGUAGAUACUCCAAUUAUCACAUCAAACGAUUGUGAAGGUGCAGGAGAAAUUUUUAAUGUUCAACCAAAUUCUCAUGAACUUCUUGCAAAAAUGAAAAAAGAAGGUAGUACUGAUGACACUGCUACUUACUUCAAUACUAAAACUUUUCUUUCUGUAUCUGGACAAUUACAUCUUGAAGCUUGUGCAAGGGCCUUAUCAAAAGUGUAUAAUUUUUGUCCAGCAUUUAGAGCAGAAAAUUCAAAAUCAAGGUUGCAUUUAUCAGAAUUUUACAUGAUUGAAGCUGAAUUAGCUUUUAUGACGUCUGUAAGAGAUUUAGCAAAUGAAGCAGAACUAUUAGUCAAGUCCACUAUGUUGAGGAUCAUAGAAAAAGGAGCAUUAGACUUAAAAUUUGUUCAAGCACCAGAACCAGCAUGGCUGAAUAGAGCAUUCGGAUUUAUAACUUAUCAAGAAGCAUUAGAUACACUUAAUCGCCAUGCUGAUAAACUUGCCUUUCCAAUUAAGCAGGGAGAAAAUUUUGCUAAGGAGCAUGAAUUGUUUUUAGUUCAACAUUAUGGUAAUGUCCCAGUUUUCAUAGUAGAUUGGCCAAAAGAAUGUAAACCAUUUUAUAUGCAGGAAUGUGACUAUGAUAAUAACAAAGUAAAAGCAUUGGAUUUAUUAGUUCCAACAGUUGGUGAACUUAUUGGUGGAAGUGUUAGAGAGGACAAUUAUGUAAAAUUAAAAGAUAAACUACCAUGCAAUUCUAAUUUAGACUGGUAUUUACAAUUAAGAAAGUAUGGCAAUGUUCCAACAGCUGGUUUUGGAAUGGGAUUUGAACGCUUUCUACAAUUUAUUUUGGGCGUACCAAAUAUUAAGGAUGUAAUUCCUUUUCCAAGAUGGCCAUACAAUUGCAAUCUGUAAUAUGACACCGAUCGCCAAACAAUUGUCAUUUGUGAUUUAUUCGUGUUACUUGAUACAAAAGUAAUAAUCUUCAAACUGUUGUUUUUUUUAUUGAAAUGUACUCUGUUGAAACAUAUAAAUUGAUAGAAACUAUAAACUGAAAUAGAUAUAAGGUGUAAAAAAAUAGACAAAUUUUUGAAGUUUCAAGUAUUUUAUUUAAGAUUUUAUUUAUCUUAUGUUAUCCAAGUUUAUUAUUAGCAGCAUGAAAAUAGAUAUGGAGCCACUUUUACACAAAACGUGUAAAAAAAUUAGUUUCAAUGUUGACCAAACGAUUUAAUAGCCAUAUAUCAGCACUAUUAAUAAAAGGAAAAAUCAAGUUUCAUUUUGUAAUAUCAGUGUAAAUAAAUUAUGUAAUUCAAUUUUAUUUAUAUAAUAUAAUAAACUAACUGCGACUUGAGAAAAAGAUUAAGGA